GGAACUUCCAUAAUCUGCUCCUCUUUUGACUAUUCAACCCCCACACCACAUGCGCUGGCUUUCAUUAAUCAAUGCAUCCAAUCUAUCUCUCUAUCUAUUUCCUGUCGCCUGUAGGAGGACGAAACUGGAAAGUGGCCUAAUCAUCAUGAUGGCUUAUAACCAAAACUAUAUAUAAAUUUGACUCACCCCUUUCAUCAAUCAAUGGACUCCCCCCAUUCCCUUCCCAUUCAUUCCAUCAUCCUCCACUUUACCCUUUCAUUUCAGACGUUUCUAGCGUCCACCACAUAACAGGAUCAAUUCAUCCAAAUCCCCCUUACACUUUGCAGUAACAGGGGCUACAACAUCAGAAAUGUUGCCAUCCUCCACAAAGUCUGCUGCUUUCUUCUGCUUCUUCUUCCUCCUCUCCCUCACUGCUACCUUCUCCUUCGCUGCCAAAUGCUACCCCGACGACCUGGCCGGCCUUCUCGCCUUCAAGUCCGGCAUCACCUCCGACCCUUCCGGCAUCCUCCUAUCCUGGAAAUCCGGCACCGACUGCUGCACCUGGAAUGGCAUCACCUGCAAUCCUUCUGGUGUUAAUAAUACUAAUCGGGUCACCUCCAUCUCCCUCUACGCCCAACCCGACAACCCCCGAUCCAUUUUAUCUGGUACCAUCUCCCCUUCCCUCUCCAAACUUCACUACCUCACCGGCAUCUACUUCUCCGAUCUCCGCAACUUAUCUGGCCCUUUCCCUGAUUUCUUCUUCCGUCUUCCUCGAUUAGCCUUUGUUUACAUCGAGAACAACCGCCUGUCCGGUCCCUUACCCGAAUCCAUUGGCAACAUGACCCAACUCCAAGCUUUUAGUCUCCAGGGUAACCGUUUCACCGGCCGGAUUCCCUCCUCCAUCGGCAAGCUAACUCAGUUAGGUCAGCUCAAGCUCGGCCAAAACCUUUUCACCGGAACCAUCCCAGUUUCCAUCCGGGCACUCCGGGAUUUGACCUUACUCAUGCUUGAUCACAACCAGCUCACUGGAACCAUCCCUGAUUUCUUCUCCACUUUCAGGAACCUCAUCUCUCUCGACCUCAGAGCCAAUCAGCUCACCGGAACUAUACCCCCCAGCGUAUCCACACUUUUUCCCAACCUCAGGUACUUGGAGUUGGGUCACAAUCGUUUAACCGGUAAAAUCCCUGAUUUCCUUGGAAAUUUCCGGGCCUUGGACACCUUGGACUUGUCCUGGAACAAUUUCUCCGGGACUGUACCCAAAACAUUCGCCAAUUUAACCAAGAUUUUCAACCUGGAUCUUUCUCACAACCAUCUAGUUGAUCCAUUUCCCACCUUGUAUGUCAAAGGAAUCGAAUCCAUCGACCUCUCUUAUAAUCAGUUCCAUUUAGUCAACAUCCCGCCCUGGAUUACUUCUUCUCCGAUUAUCUAUUCCCUGAAGCUAGCAAAAUGUGGGCUCAAGCUCAAGUUGGACGACUGGAAACCAUCAGAAACCUACUUCUACGAUUACAUUGAUCUCUCGGAGAAUGAAAUCACGGGAAGUCCGUUCAAGAUUCUUAACAGUACAGAGUACUUGGUAGGGUUCUAUGCCUCGGGGAAUAAGCUGCAGUUUGAUUUGGGGACUUUGAGGUUACCAAAAACCCUCAAGUUUCUUGAUUUGUCCAGGAAUUUGGUGAAAGGGAAAGUUCCCAGCACAGUUUCAGGGCUUCAGUCCCUGAAUGUCAGUUACAAUCAUCUGUGUGGUCAGCUCCCCAGCACUAAGUUUCCAGCCUCUGCAUUUGCUGGGAAUGAUUGCUUGUGUGGCCCUCCAUUACCGCCUUGCAAAUAGAUCAAGAAUUCAAGAUCUUGUAUUUUUACAUUUCCACUUUUUUUUUGAAUACCAGAAGAAAGAUCCAGUCUUGAGAUUCUGGUGUGUAUAAUAAUAACUGCAGCAGCAGUGUGUUUCAAUCUUGCCGCGUCUCACAAUAAGGCCACGUUUGAAUAAAGCUUCCCGUAUGUUUUGGAUUGGACACCCAUUUUUUUCAGUACCUUUAUUUUAUGGGUAUAGAUCAUAAUAUAUAGGGGAGUAGUCUUAUGUAGAAAAAUACAAGGCAAUACUAUACAUACAAGUGAAAGACAGUAAGUUCCCCCUGUAGGGAGCAUUUCAAUUCGGAUUUACGGGUUAUCUUGUAGAAUUGUUUAGUAGUCAACAAAUGAUCCAAGUAGUCAAUUUCCCUGCACGUGGUAAAAGAAGUUGUUGGUACAGCAAUAAGAUGAGCAAAAUAGGCUUGAAACUCAUAGUUUGUGUUGGAUGCAUUUAGUUGUUCUGUUCUUAAGAACUGGAUAUGUGUGUAUCUAUAUCUGUUUGUUUGUUCUCGAAAUCGUGGUUACAUGAUAUCAGCUGAUUUUUCACAGAAUGAUAUAGAGUCUAUUCAAAGUUGUUCAACACGGUGGGGUAUGUAUGUGGUUUGUGGAUUUUGAUUGUGUACUUCUUCUGGGAAUUGAACUGUUACUUUAGGUUGCAAAAUGUUUUACCUAAAACUUCUCCAAAUAUACUUGGUUUGCAAACUUAAGUUCCAUUUUAGCCAUACUCACCUUGUGCGGUUGGCUUACAAUGGACUAAGUUUCUUACCAAGGACUAAUAUAUUAUUCCCUGUGCUUGUUACAGAACAAAACAAGAGCACACAUCCGUGGAGAGGAGUUUUGGACUUCAAUUUUCCUGUUUAAGUAUAAAAUGUUGUGUAGCACCGGAAGUAAGAAAAGAUCAUGUACUAUAAUAAGAGUGUAAGCUUCUACCCCCACCUUUUGCUGAUUAAAACUGUGUGAUUGGUCCAUCAUCAUUGGUCAUUUCACAAUCACCACCAUGAAAAAGAACCAGAAUU
Oldenlandia corymbosa var. corymbosa is the source of this 2837-nucleotide messenger RNA. Lineage: Eukaryota; Viridiplantae; Streptophyta; Magnoliopsida; Gentianales; Rubiaceae. The record is from the annotation of a GenBank genome assembly.